This is a messenger RNA of Colletotrichum destructivum, 909 nucleotides long. Its product is annotated as Putative TFIIH subunit TTDA/Tfb5, TFB5-like superfamily protein. The coding region runs from base 184 to 399 and encodes 71 amino acids. Lineage: Eukaryota; Fungi; Ascomycota; Sordariomycetes; Glomerellales; Glomerellaceae. Gene Ontology annotation, cellular component: transcription factor TFIIH holo complex; transcription factor TFIIH core complex. The record is from RefSeq and is a predicted model, not a curated record. Gene Ontology annotation, biological process: nucleotide-excision repair, preincision complex assembly; transcription initiation at RNA polymerase II promoter; transcription by RNA polymerase II. The transcript has 3 exons.
AUCCACUCAAGUUCGUCACAAUAAUACUCUUGAACCCUAGUAACUCAAGCUCAAGCUCAUCACGCGACCACCGCCGCGCCGCGCUUUUCGGACUACGUCACGAAGAGGUUUGCGAAUAGCCUCACUCCACUGCGAUUUCGUCCUUCUUCCUCUCACGUCACGUCACAUCUGUCGACAGUCGUCAUGCCGCGCGCCAUCAGAGGAGUCCUCAUCGAGUGCGACCCCUCCAUCAAGUCCAUCAUCGUCAACAUCGACUCCAACAACCACGACUACAUCAUCGAGGACCUCGACGACCAGCACGUCGUUGUCAAGGAGAACAUGGUCGCCGCCCUCAAGAAACAGCUUGACGAGCGGUUGAAGGAGACGCAGCAGCCCGACGAAAGUUCAGACUCUGAUUGAUCGAUGGCGACGCCGAUCCAUCCAUCGUUUUAAACGCACUACUGUGCCUUCCAGUGCCCCCGCUUACCCUAUCUCUACUACGUGCCUUCGUCUCUAUUGCUAGUCGCCAUGUAACAGUGGCUGUGCCGACCGCCGCCUGACAACUCUAUGCAAAGCCACCUUGGCGCCCUGGCACAGUCAUGUUCUAUGAUACAUCCAAAAGGGUUUAGACAUCCUUGGUGCCAUUCUCCUUCGAAGGUCAAGUGACGACGCAGGGUUGGUCGAGUUGGAGACUAUGAGCUACUGGACAAAGGGAGGUUACGUCCGCACAUCUCGCCCAAGAAAUGCUGUCAAGCACGAUGCUGUCCCGUUGAGGCCCUCAUAAAACAUGUUCAUCAGAGCUUCUCAAAUGUGGGCUUCUUCUUGGACAAACCAGACAUCAGGGCGGUCUGGAGAUCGCUCGACUGCAGCAUGGCCGAGUUCCAAACAGUCGUGUAGCGCAAGUCUUAGCAAGCAUAUUAGCACGGUCUC